AAUUGAUGAAGUCGUAUUGAGUUGACAUAAACCCGUAACAACAACCUCUUCACUGUGUCAUCCAGAACACCAGGGGGCCGUAGAGGUCCACCACAUCAGUGCAGGUCACUUCUUCCGGCUGAAGUGUGGUGAUGACGAUGACGCUGAGGACUGUACCACCGUGACCUGGAGCAGAGGGGGGAACCAGACCCUUAACAUGACCUCUGGGGUGGAGAUCAGAGGGGAGGUUCUGUGGUUUCUACCUGCCCACACCUCCCAUAAUGGACACUACACUUGUGAGAGCAGGUAAGAAACCUCUGUAGAUUACUGUAUGUAGUUGAUCAAAUGCCUUAGUUGAAGUGUAUCAGUUAUUUUAGUUCCUAAAGUGACUUCAAGAAUGUUUGGAGGUAAUUCCAAUAUCACACACAGAGAUUGAACCAGGAUGAUUGGCAUGAAUCAGUCUUCACUUUCCAGAUCCUAAAUGUAUUAAUGUCUCACAUUAAUAAUUCUCAACUUCACUGUUACAAUAGUAAAUGGAGAGCGCUGGUCAUAUGUUCAUGUGUGUUAUGACACCGGUACCCCACUAGAUCGUGGGAGAAGGAGUUUGUGCUGUCUGUGGACACGGGGCCCUGUCCGGUCCCAGCGGAGAUAAGGACUGUAUCCCAGGGGACGAGUGGAGUAGUGUUCUGCAGACAGCAGGAUGUCCUCCAUCUAGACCCCACAGCACACAUCCGAUGGUUCAAGGUAAGAGUAGACGCCCAUCUAGACAUACCCCUGUCAUAAGGCCUGCAUUACAAUGUCAUAGUAAUGUCAUAACAGAUGUCAUGAACAGUCAUAAGAGCUGACAUCAGCUUAUGACAACGGGCAUGAUACCUUGUGUCAUUGCUGUCAAGUGCUCAACAUUGGUAAUAGAAAAAAACAUUGAAGACAUUUGGGAUAAGUAGAUAGGAUUGCGUGACCUAACUUUGACACACAGCAUCUCUGAUGGGAUGUGCAGGACUGUAGCCCUGUCGACCAGCAUGGAGAGAAGAUCAUUGAAGAAGAUGGUCUGAAGAGGCUCCGGUUGGUCAAUGCUACUGAAAGCCAUGCUGGAGUUUAUACCUGCCUGGUAGAGUUCUCUCUGCAGGGGAGAAACCACACUGCCACCCACAGCACUCAGCUCAAAGUCAACAAAGGUAAAGCUAAAGCUCCUUUUCAAUUCUAUGUCAUGAGCGUAUAUUUCUUCUCACCACGCUUUCUGUGGCUGCAACCAAGAGUGAAUUUUUUAUAUAUUUUUUUAUAUUUCCAUGUAUUUGUUAUUCUCUGUUUGUUAUAAAUAGGUGAUUUGUAACUUUAUAAGGAUUGUAGCAUUUCUGUUUACCUGUACAUUAUCGAUAAGGCUUUUUUUGACUAUCUUGCCAUACCUGUGUGGUCUUUUUAUUGGCAGAAAAAGUCCUGUUGAAACCCCAAGUAACCGAUCCCAUAAAUGUAACGGUUAUGGUUGAACCAGGUGAGAAAUGAUGACAUCAAGCUUUUUUGUAGAUAAUACUAAAAAGGGCCAUGACACAGCCACUGACUCAGUGUUUUCUGUUUGACGGCAGGUUCAAGGAUAGAGCUGUUGUGUUCAGCAUUUCUGGGGGUCGGUGAAGGUACGGAGUCAGAGAGCUCUAUGUUCUGGACAGUAAAUGGAAGCCAUACUGAGCACAUAGAACAGCUCGACGUGACAAAGACAACAAUGUGAGUACUCUAUUAAACCUGUAGUAUACACUCUGUAUCUCAUUUUGCGUGUUUGUAGAGGUGUGUGUGUGUGUGUGUGUGUGCGUGUGUGGGUACACAUGCGUGUGCAUGAGUAUGUGUAUAGAGCUCUGUCCUACACUGUGACCAUCUCACUCUCUCACCACCUGACCCUCAGCCAUCCUAGCAGUAGUGGGGUCUAUGGCCAGUCCACUCUGUCUAUCUAUGAGGUCCGUCCUGAGUUCCUCAACGUGCCCAUCAGCUGCAUUGCCUGGAACGCCCUGGGUCGGGACAUAGGGUUGCUCUGGCUCCAACCAGGUAGGAUCCCAACCACAGUCCUAAGUAACAUGGAGGACUUCAAAUCACCCAUAAGAGUCUGUGUUUGAACAGGACGUUGGCCAUGUAAUUUGUGAGAGAUUUGAUUUAAGGUGCUGAUAUUGGUACAGUAACUUAGACUAGCUACUGUCAGUCAGCACAGAAUGUGAUAACCUCUUCAUAGCGCACUUCCUUCCUUUCUAGCCAAUCACAGUGGUUUCUACACAUGCGUGUGUCUCUGCCUGGCCUUUUCUAUGGUGGUUCUUGGAGUAGCGAUGUGCUGCCUCUUUAAAGUGGACCUGGUGCUGGCCUAUAGGAGACUGCGCCCUCUUGUGUCCAAAAAGCAAGGUGCGUAAUCAGAGAUCUCCCACGUUCACAAAAGAUUCCUGGCCCUAAACCUGAGGGUCUCUGACCAUUUUCUAAGUAUUUAUAUUUAUAAUGGAUAAUAUGUUUAUCUUCUCUUCUCCUCCUUUCUGCUCCUCUCCUCUUUACUUCUCCAGCACCAGAUGGAAAGCUGUAUGAUGCCUAUGUCAGUUAUCUCCAUGGUGAUGGGUUGUCCAGGGCAGAGAUGUUUGCUCUGCAGGUUCUACCUGAGGUGUUGGAGAGACGAUACGGAUACACACUCUUCGUCAGUGGCCGGGAUGACCUCCCUGGGGAAGGUACACACACACUUUGAUUGAUGUGAAUGUUGAUCUACUGCAUUGUCCCUGUUCACUAAAUAAAGUCCCAUGUUUCUCUGUAGCGAUCCAUGAUGUCACCUCAGAGACCAUGCGGAGAAGCAGACGGCUCAUCAUCGUCCUGUCAGACCAGAGUGCAUCCCCUCUGCACCCCAAAAUUGUUCCUGAGGACCAGUUACCACUGCACCAGAGCCCACAGAACCGCCCUAGCUACGACCAGCAGAUUGGCCUGUACGACGCUUUGAUCCAAAAUGGCCUCCGGGUUGUCCUGGUGGAGAUAGAUGGCAAGCUGGACUACACUUCUCUACCUGAGUCACUGCACUACAUCAGGAGGAAGCAGGGAGCUCUGAGGUGGAGGAGGCCCAGAUCUGGAAAGAGCAGCUCCACUGCAUCCCCUAAUGGCCACUUCUGGAAGUGUCUGAGAUACCACAUGCCCUCCAAGCCAGAAGGGGCUCUGAAACCUCAGCCAACACCUGGGAUAAACUGUAGUAUAGAACUGUAUUAGUCAUGUCUCUAUUAGACAUUAUAUGACAAUGUGUAUAUUGAUGUAUUCGCAUGGCUAUUAUGCCUAUGGCUGGGGGGGCAACCCUGAUCCUGGAACCCUCCUUUUUAUAUGUUUGAGCUACCAGUGUGAUUGAGUGUCCUAAGAAUUGUGCAAGAGAACUUGUGCAAAUUGAAAGAAACAUUUACACUCCUCCUGAAAAUAGUUUUGCUAAUUCUGCUCAUACUUUGCUAAUUCUAGUUCCAGUGUAAUCGAGUGUCCUCUAAGAAGCACUUGAGAGGCUUUUUCUAGCAAUAACAGAGUUAUUUGUGUAAUGAGUCAGUGCAGUGGUACUGUGUACACACUGAUACAGCUGGCCUGACACUAUACUCUCACAGGAUAUCCUCUGGAUGUUUUGGAAACAGCAUGCUCUCAACCAAGGUUUUCACUGACUUAGUAAGUAUAUUUUCAAUUAAAGAAGUCAUCUCUAAUGGAACAGUAACUACAUCUGUUUUGUCUUGUUUUUAUUGUAUAACUACUGUACUUUAUUAGUUCACUUUAGACACUGUACAUUUGAUAAAUGAUGAAGUGUGAUGAACUGGACAAUUUUCUUCCAAUAGUUCCAUCAGUAGUUGCUGAAUAUAAUGACAGAUAUGUUUGAGACCUUUAAGUUCAUGAAGUUCAAUUAAUGUUUGCCUCUGUGUGUAUAUUUGAGAAAGAGUGUGUGCACCCGUGAAAGCAGCAUGUCAAUUAAAAGUGUGUGUUUGAUGG
This is a messenger RNA of Coregonus sp. 'balchen', 3936 nucleotides long. The record is from the annotation of a GenBank genome assembly. Lineage: Eukaryota; Metazoa; Chordata; Actinopteri; Salmoniformes; Salmonidae.